Cokeromyces recurvatus is the source of this 1620-nucleotide messenger RNA. Its product is annotated as major facilitator superfamily domain-containing protein. The record is from RefSeq and is a predicted model, not a curated record. The transcript is spliced from 8 exons. Gene Ontology annotation, molecular function: transmembrane transporter activity. Gene Ontology annotation, biological process: transmembrane transport. The coding region runs from base 1 to 1620 and encodes 539 amino acids. NCBI's taxonomy places the organism in Eukaryota, Fungi, Mucoromycota, Mucoromycetes, Mucorales, Mucoraceae.
AUGAAUGAAGCUAAUGAUAUACCUAUCAUUCAUGAAGAGAAUAUUCAAGCUAUAUCAACAACAGUAGAUUCAAUAUUAACAAAUGAUGACAAAAAGGAGCAUGCCACACCUUCUUAUGAAGAGAUAGUAGAGACAUCUUCUAUCAUUGUAACAACAGAAAAUACAAAUCAUAAAAAGUGGAAUAGAUGGAAGAACUAUUUAUUAGGCGAUGUAUAUGCUUUAGAUGAUCCAUAUCACUUCUCCUCAAGUAAAAGGAAUUUUAUUAUCUUGUUAGUUGCAUUGGGUGGUAUUGCUGGACCUAUGAGUUCCAUGAUGUACAUGCCUUCCAUUUUGGUUAUUGCUAAAGAUUUAGAAACAAGUAUGUCUGCUGUCAAUGGUUCAAUAUCUGCAUUUGUUGUGUUUAUGGGUUUAUCUCCAUUGUUUUGGGCUAUUCUUAGUGAUAACUAUGGUAGAAAACGAAUGUAUCUAUUUAGUGGUAUCAUUACUGUCAUAAGCUCUAUCUUAAGUGCUAUCUCUAUCAACAUUAGUAUGCUUAUUGUAUUUCGAGCUUUACAAUCAUUUGGAUCCACUGCAGGACUCACGUUAGGUACUGGUGUGAUAGCUGAUACUAUUCCUAUUAAAACUAGAGGAAGAGCCUAUGGUAUAUUUUACACUGGACCUUUACUUGGCCCCGUCAUUGGACCUACUGUAGGCGGCUUUCUUUGCCAAUAUUUAGGUUGGAGAUCGACGUUUUAUUUUACAGCCAUUUUAUGUGGUGCUCUUCUGAUAAUGACAAUCGUAUUCUUACCAGAGACAUUAAGAAAACAACGACAACAACAACAAACAAGUUCAAUAGAUGCUUAUUAUAUAGACAACAGUAAGCAAUCAUCAACAACCCGUACUACUCUACAAACGCCAUCCUUUUGGAGUAUUCUUCGUACCAGUUUCACACCUAUGCUUAUUAUGUUGCAUGAUCCCAAUACGAAUAUCUUAAUUCUCUUUACUGGUAUUAUCUUUGGAAGUUUUUAUUUUUUGAAUCCAACAAUUACCGAGACAUUUAAGAAUAGAUAUGAUUAUAAUGAAUGGCAAACAGGACUUUGCUAUCUUCCCUUAGGGGCUGGUCUGAUGAUAGGAUCAAUAGCGAGUGGACAUUAUUCAGAUUACCUUUUAAAACGAUUAUCAAAAGAACAACAAAAGAAGAAGGUCAUUCUUGAAAAGAGACUAUUAGCUUGUCUUCCCUCUUUUCUAUUUAUGCCAGCUGGUUAUUUAAUCUAUGGAUGGAGUAGUAAUAGUACUACUACUACUACUAAUCAAAGGCAUUUUGAAGUCUAUGUUCCACUUGUUGGAUUAUUUCUUUAUGCAUUAGGUCAAAUGUGGAGCAUCACACCUGCUCAAGUAUAUCUGGUUGAUUCUAAACCAGGUUAUUCUGCAACUGCAGUAGGAGUGAAUAGUUGUAUUCGAUGUCUUAUUGGAGCCAUGACUGCCCUCUUUUCUAACACAGUAGUAAAUAAAUUAGGGAAUGGUAUCAUGUUCACUAUUUUAGCUGUUUUAGGAUGUUUGAAUAGUAUGUGUAUCCUGAUUUGUUAUAAAUAUGGUGCAAGAUGGAGAAGAAAGUUUGAAGAAAAGUAUUAUAUCUCUUGA